This is a messenger RNA of Fonsecaea monophora, 1227 nucleotides long. RefSeq lists its product as hypothetical. The transcript has 6 exons. NCBI's taxonomy places the organism in Eukaryota, Fungi, Ascomycota, Eurotiomycetes, Chaetothyriales, Herpotrichiellaceae. The record is from RefSeq and is a predicted model, not a curated record. Gene Ontology annotation, molecular function: flavin adenine dinucleotide binding; oxidoreductase activity, acting on the CH-CH group of donors. The coding region runs from base 1 to 1227 and encodes 408 amino acids.
AUGGCCCGUGAACACUUGAAGCCUUUUGGUUCACUUGACCCAUUUGCGGAGCCUGCGUGGUACAACGCUCUCGACUCACCGUACUACAAUGAUAGCCACAGGACGUUCCGAAAGUUCGUCAGAGACUAUCUCGAGACCAAUGUUUUGCCCUAUUCAGAGCAAUGGGAGAAGGAUGGCUUUGUUCCUCUCGAAACGAGGUAUUCCGUUGCCGGGAGGGAUUCCAGAGGAGCGUGGGUCGUUUCCGAGACUCCAGUUGUUCUAGAGGUUGAUGUGGAUGCAGAAUGGGAUAUCUUCCACCAACUGAUUCUGCACGACGAGACAUCCCGAGUGCACGGCGGAGCCAUGGGCGGACUCGCUGGCACAUCUGUCAUUGGCCUGCCACCCAUCAUAAAAUAUGGCACCCAAGAGCAAAAGGACAAGUACCUUCCGGGUGGUUCCGACCUGGCCUCUUUGAGAACGACGGCCAAAAAGUCCCCAGAUGGGAAAUAUUACGUUGUGAAUGGGCACAAGAAAUGGAUCUCCGGGGCUCUAUCUGCCACGCAUAUGACCACUGCAGUGCGAACAGGUGGUCCUGGGAAGGGAGGGGUUUCUAUUCUAGUUAUUCCCACAAACUCGAAAGGAUUUUCGGCCAGAAAGAUCGAGAAUAGCGGAGUCAAUGCUGCGGAAACCGCUUGGGUCGAUCUAGAGGAUGUCCAUGUGCCAGUCGAGAACCUCGUUGGUCCCGAAAACGAAGGCUUUCGGAUUCUCAUGCACAAUUUCAAUUCGGAGCGGUUCAUAAUGGCCAUCCACAUGAAUCGCAAGGCACGAGUGUGUCUGGAGGUUGCUCUAGACUAUAGCCACAGCCGGAUCACAUUCGGCAAGCCGCUCAUCUCGCACCAGAUCAUCCGCCACAAGUUUGUGACCAUGGCGCGAUACAUCGAAUCGCACUGGGCCUGGCUCGAGCAGAUCGCAUACCACAUCAAGCUCAACGGGUGGGAAAGCGACAUUGCGAGCAGGAUUGCACUCGCAAAGAUCCACGCUGGUCGGAUCCUGGAACUGGCCAAUCGAGAGGCACAGCAGGUUCUUGGGGGAGCGGGUUACCAGCGUGGCGGAGUGGGAGGCUUGGUCGAGCUGAUCAGCCGAGAUUUGCGGAUGCAGGUUGUGGGAGGAGGGAGCGAGGAGAUCUUGUCGGAUUUGGCUCUGCGUCAGGAGCUGACUGCAGCGAGGAAGCGAGGGUCGAUGUUGUGA